This is a messenger RNA of Callorhinchus milii (elephant shark), 2223 nucleotides long. RefSeq names its product ribosomal protein S6 kinase b, polypeptide 1a (gene rps6kb1a). Gene Ontology annotation, molecular function: protein serine/threonine kinase activity; ATP binding. The record is from RefSeq and is a predicted model, not a curated record. The transcript is spliced from 15 exons. Gene Ontology annotation, biological process: protein phosphorylation; signal transduction. NCBI's taxonomy places the organism in Eukaryota, Metazoa, Chordata, Chondrichthyes, Chimaeriformes, Callorhinchidae. The coding region runs from base 83 to 1597 and encodes 504 amino acids.
AGCGAGCCGUACGCAUGCGCGGGCGGCAGUGAUGGUGGCUCGGGGAAGCCCAUGAGGAGCGGCGCGAGCGAGACCUACAGCCAUGGCCGGGGUGUUCGACAUCGACCUGGACCCCGAGUACCAGCAGGAGGAGGCCGUCUCUGACGAGGAGCUGGAGGGGGUACAGUACAGUGACUGCAUGGAGCAUGGCGUUCCAUUUGAACUGGAUAUGGAACACUGUGAGAAAUUUGAAAUCUCUGAAAAUAAUGUGAAUAGAGGGCCAGAAAAGAUCCGACCUGAAUGCUUCGAGCUCCUGCGUGUUCUGGGCAAAGGUGGUUAUGGAAAGGUUUUUCAAGUAAGAAAAGUUGCAGGCGCAUAUACUGGAAAGGUCUUUGCCAUGAAGGUGUUAAAGAAGGCCAUGAUUGUUCGUAAUGCAAAAGACACAGCCCACACAAAAGCUGAGCGGAGCAUCCUGGAGGACGUCAAACAUCCCUUCAUCGUGGACUUGAUGUAUGCUUUCCAGACUGGAGGCAAACUCUACCUCAUCCUCGAGUAUCUCAGUGGUGGAGAGCUCUUUAUGCAGUUGGAGAGAGAGGGAAUCUUCAUGGAAGACACUGCUUGUUUUUAUUUAGCGGAAAUCUCGAUGGCUUUGGGGCAUUUGCACCAGAAGGGUAUUAUCUACAGAGACUUGAAGCCAGAAAACAUCAUGCUUAAUCAUCAAGGGCACGUUAAACUAACAGAUUUUGGAUUGUGUAAAGAAUCCAUUCAUGAUGGGGCAGUGACGCACACUUUCUGUGGCACAAUAGAAUACAUGGCACCUGAAAUUUUGAUGAGGAGUGGACAUAACCGUGCCGUGGACUGGUGGAGUUUGGGAGCCUUAAUGUACGACAUGCUGACUGGAGCACCGCCAUUCACUGGUGAAAACCGGAAGAAAACCAUCGAUAAGAUCCUGAAAUGCAAGCUCAAUCUGCCGCCCUACCUCACGCAGGAAGCCAGAGACCUCCUUAAAAAGCUGCUAAAAAGGAAUGCUUCAGCUCGCCUGGGAGCUGGUCCAGGGGAUGCCGCAGAUGUUCAGGCUCAUCCUUUCUUCAGACAUACAAAUUGGGAGGAUCUUCUGGCUCGGAAAGUUGAACCCCCUUUCAAGCCAUUUCUCCAAUCGGAUGAUGAUGUCAGCCAGUUUGAUUCCAAAUUUACACGGCAGACUCCUGUCGACAGCCCUGAUGACUCAACCCUCAGCGAAAGUGCCAAUCAAGUCUUCGUGGGAUUCACAUAUGUGGCUCCUUCAGUUCUGGAGAGCGUAAAGGAGAAGUUCUCGUUUGAGCCAAAAAUUCGAUCACCUCGCAGGUUUAUUGGGAGUCCCAGGACUCCUGUCAGCCCAGUGAAGUUCUCUGCUGCAGACUGCUGGGGCCGGGGAGCCAGCAUGGAAACACCCAGAGGGCGGCUGUUGUCAGACUACCCGAUGGAUUUCGGGAUGGAACAGAUGGACGUGACGGUUAGUGGAGAGGCUUCUGCCCCACUGCCUAUCCGACACCCCGUGGGCGUGAGCUCUGUGCCUUUCAAAAAGCAAACUUAUCCUGUGCCCCCAAACAGACCUGCACACCUGCGCAUGAACCUAUGACGACAAGUGAACUUAUAAGGAGAAAGCAUCAAUGCAAGGCAGCGUGUGAGCACUAAGUACGUGUUUUUGGGGGUACCGAGCCUCCCCACCCCCCUUUCAAAUUAACCAAUGGAAGUUUCAGUCAGGACAAUUAUGCAAUGAAACUUGCGCAUCACUGAGGACAUUUUGAUGAGAAAAGGAAGGUUAAAAUAAUGGGUGGGGUGAUGGACAUCACUGAUCUUUGUACUGACACUUUGAGACACAUGUACAGCUCUGGGCAGGGGUAUUAACGUCCCACGCAGCAUUUCUUCUUGAAGUUCUGCUCUAGACAUUAACGGGAAAAGUCCAUGACACUCUGUAGUGGCGUUGAAGAAAUCUUGCUGCUUGAUGCCCAAUGGUGCAGAGUAUUAUUACCAAAGGUAGAGUUGCAUAACUUUGCCUGAAUCUCACGAGCAAAGUGUAACUUGUGUUGGCAAAGGGUCUGAAAUAUUGGGAAUGCUUGUACCUGGGAUAGGAAAGAUUACACAUUGUUGCAAUAUUAUCAAAGCCUAAAGUCUCAAUACUGUCGUAAUAUAUUGGAGCUCACGUAAAUCCAAACGAUGGAGCAAAAUCAUGCAUUUAAUGAAUAAAUAAAAAUCUGUAAACUA